AGCCGCGUCGGCUUCCUGGGUGGACGCCCACCUUGGCCUCGAGCGGCUGGGCGCACCGGCUGCGGGUGCUGGGCACAGCGCGUCGGAGGCGAUGGCCUUCAGCGGCGUGGAUGCCGAAAGCUUGUUCAACACGCCCUGCAUGGGCUACGACUACGACGACCUGGUGUGCGUGCCGUCCCAGUGCAAGGCAUCGGUUGUCAAGGUAGACCUCAGCACCCGGCUUUCCCGCAACAUCACUCUGAGCUGCCCAAUCGUCUCGGCGCCGAUGGACACUGUGACCGAGGGCCGUAUGGCCAUCGCUUGUGCGUUGGCGGGGGGGGUGGGCGUGGUGCACGGUGGCUCCAGCGCGGAGCACCAGGCGAGGGAGGUCAGCAUGGUGAAGCGCUUCGAGACCGGGUUCAUCAUGGACCCGCUCGUGCUCGGGCCCAGCGACACCGUGGAAACUGCCAUCGGCGCGCGCCAGGACGGCGAAGAUUCCACCGUCCUCGUAUGCGAGGGUGGUCGGAUGGGGAACAAGUUGCUCGGCAUCGUCACGAGCAGGGAUAUCGACUUCGUUGAGGACCGCGCUAUCUGAAGACUAGCCGACAUCAUGACGCCGAAGGCGCACAUGGUCUUCGGCAAGGAGCCCAUCACCUUGACGAAGGCGAAUUCGGACCUCGUCUCCUGCAAGAAGGGGAAGCUUCCCAUCCUCAACGAUGCCGGGGAGGUCGUGGCGCUGGUCAGCCGCCACAACCUCAAGAAGGCCCGAGACUACCCGCUGGCCUCGCGCGACGCCAACCGGCAGCUGCUCGUCGCGGCGGCCUGCAGCGCGCUGCCGGACAGCGCAGAGCGGGUGAGGAUGCUCGUCGAGGCGGGCGUGGACGUGCUGGUGCUCAACGCCUCGCAGGGCAACUCCGUGAGGCAGAUCGACUUCCUGAAGCAGGUGAAGGACCAGUACCCCAGCCUGGACGUCAUCUGCGGCAACGUCGUGGCGCCGCGCCAGGCGAAGCCGCUCCUGGACGCGGGCGCCGACGCCCUGCGCGUGGGCAUGGGCUGCAGCUCGCUGUGCGCCUCGGAGGCCUGCGCGGUCGGCCGCCCGCAGGCCAGCGCCGUGUACCACACGGCCCGCUUCGCCGCCGAGCAGCGCUCGGUGCCCGUGGUGGCGGACGGCGGCGUGCGCGGCAGCGGCCACUUCGCCAUGGCGCUGGCGCUCGGGGCCUCCACGGUGAUGUGCGGCUCGAUGCUGGCGGGCACCGCGGAGGCCCCCGGAGGCGCCUUCUACCACGAGGGCCAGAGGCUGAAGCUCUACCGCGGGGCCGGCCUCGUGGGCACGGCGCCGGACGGCGCGGCGCCCUCCGCGGCCGCGGCCGUGGGCGGCGUCGUGGCGGACCAGGGCCCGCUCGGGAACCUGCUGCCUGGGCUGCUGGAGGGGGUCAGGAGUGAGAUGCGAAGGCUUGGGGUGGGGAGCAUACCGCAGCUCCACGAGGGUCUGUACAGCUCCAGCCUCCGCUUCCAGAGUCGCGGCGCGGGCAUGGCCAGCAGCGUGGUGCGUUGAGGCCCUUGGGCGACACGGCGAUUCGCUGCAACGCGUGUCGCCGGCCGGGGAGGGAGUGGGUGCGGCCAUGUGCGCUCGGAGCGAGCCGCGGCUGCGUUCAGUCGCCCCGCGCUUCUGGCGGCCGUGCGUCCCUGCCCCCGCAGCACGUGAGAUGCUGCGCUGAAAACCAUGCCGCUUUCACAGAGCGACCGCCGGCGCUGCUGCCCACGAGAGCUCGCUCCCGGCGUGCCUGCUCGCUCCCAGGGCACAUCGCGCCGCCAGCGCUGGUGGCAAUGACAUGCCACCCAUGCACUCGAAGCGUGCCGGCUCGCUCCUGGCGCACAUGGCGUUGCCAGCGUUCUUGGCAAUGGCUCUUGCAGGGAGCCUCUCUCCGGGCGUGCAGUCUCCCAGCCGGCCCACGAUGGCGCUGCCAGCGCCGCCGCCUUGAAGGUCAAUCCAGGAGCGCCAGCUGAUUUCGAUCAACCUCAGGCAGUCAUGCCGAAUGAUGACGUCAUUUCGUCAUCGGCAUCGGCAUCGUCACCAUGAUCGGCCGAUGACGGCUGACAACCCGG
Prorocentrum cordatum is the source of this 2085-nucleotide messenger RNA. The record is from the annotation of a GenBank genome assembly. Lineage: Eukaryota; Dinophyceae; Prorocentrales; Prorocentraceae.